Molecule: messenger RNA, 2885 nt
Organism: Anolis carolinensis (green anole)
Lineage: Eukaryota; Metazoa; Chordata; Lepidosauria; Squamata; Anolidae
Product: cytochrome P450 1A5
Exons: 7
Coding region: 190-1755 (521 amino acids)
Biological process (GO): progesterone metabolic process; hormone biosynthetic process
Molecular function (GO): heme binding; oxidoreductase activity, acting on paired donors, with incorporation or reduction of molecular oxygen, reduced flavin or flavoprotein as one donor, and incorporation of one atom of oxygen; iron ion binding
Source: RefSeq, a predicted model, not a curated record
AUUCCUUUGAGUUCAGCCAAUCUGGUUUUUGCAAAAAGUCCCUGAAAGGACAGGAGAAACCUUCACGUGAUCUAUCUGGACUCAGGGACAUACGUGUUCAUGCUUGGAGACUGCCUUUUAUCUAUUUAGCACAGCAAAGCGAGCGGAACGGAUAGUGAUUAGAUUUCAGGUUCUGAAAACGUCGCAACCAUGUUUGUGGGAAACGAGAACAUCAUCUCAGUGGCCGAAGCCCUUAUCGCACUGGUUGUCUUUCUCCUGGUCUUGAGCAUCACUAGAUCGUUUCGGAAGAAAAUACCACCUGGGUUGAAGAGACUCCCGGGACCGGUUGCGUACCCCUUGAUUGGCAACAUCGUACAAAUGGGCAAGAACCCUCACUUAAGUUUCAAUCGGAUGAGAGGGAAAUACGGAGACGUCAUGCAAGUACACAUUGGCAUGAGACCAGUGCUGGUCCUGAGUGGUUUGGAGACCAUCAAGCAGGCCUUGGUGAAGCAAGGGGAGGAGUUCAUGGCACGGCCCGACCUCUAUACUUUCAACAUGAUUGCCGAUGGUCAGAGCUUAACUUUUGGGCGGGAUACGGAGGCCGUGUGGCGAGUUCGCAAGAAGCUUGCCCAGAAUGCCUUGAAGACCUUCUCCAGCGCUCCCAGCCUCACCUCGGCCUCUAGUUGCAUCGUAGAGGAGCAUGUCUCCGAAGAAGCCAGCUAUUUGGUCACCAAGUUGCUACAGGUGAUGGAGGAAAAGGGCCGGUUUUGUCCUUACCGGUAUGUGGUGAUCUCUGUGGCCAACGUCAUUUGCGCGGUCACUUUCGGCAAGCGCUACAGUCACGACGACAAGGAAUUGCUCGAUAUCAUCCACCUGAUGGACGAAGCUGAGAAGGCGACGGGUUUGGGCAACCUUGCUGAUUUUAUCCCCGUGUUGCAAUAUCUACCAAACCCACUAAUGAAAAGGUUUAAGGCCUUAGUCAUGAACUUCAACGCUUUCCUACAGAAGAACAUCAACAGACACUAUGAAUCAUUCAACAAGGACCACAUCCGGGACAUCACCGAUUCCUUGAUUGCUCAAAGCCAGGACAUGAAAUUCCUGGCAAAAAACAGUAUCCAACUCCCUGAGCAGAAGAUAGUCAACCUCGUGAAUGAUCUUGUUGGAGCUAGUUUCGACACGGUGACGGCUGGCCUGUCUUGGUGCAUCAUGUAUCUAGUCAGUUUCCCGGAAAUUCAGAAGAAGAUUCAAAAAGAACUAGACCAGACCAUUGGCAAGGAGAGGACCCCCAGGUUGUCAGACCGGGCUUUGUUGCCGUAUGCCGAAGCCUUCAUCUUGGAGGUGUUCCGACAUUCCUCCUACGUGCCUUUCACAAUCCCCCACUGCACAACCAAGGACACCUCCUUGAAUGGCUUCUACAUCCCAAAGGAUUUGUGUGUCUUUGUCAACCAGUGGCAAGUCAACCAUGAUGAGACGCUUUGGGAGGAUCCGUCCAGUUUCAACCCCGACCGUUUCCUUUCCGCCGACGGGACUGAAAUCGACAGGGCCGAGAGCGAGAAGGUGAUGCUCUUUGGAAUGGGGAAGAGGAGGUGCAUUGGAGAGAACCUUGCCCGUUGGGAGGUUUUCCUCUUCUUGACAACUUUACUCCAGCGGCUGGAGUUCACCGUGUCUGAUGGAGAGCGUGUCAAUAUGACUCCUGAGUACGGACUUGUAAUGAAGCCUAAAAAGUGCGAGAACCUCCAGGUCAGGGAGCGGUUCCCAAGGCAGAGCUCAGAGUGAUUCCCUGUAGACCAGGGGUCCCCAAACGAAGGUCUGGGAGCCUUAGUUUGGCCCUCCAAGGUAAUUGACCUGGCCCCUGUCCUAAACUGUAGACUUAGGGUUGACCUAAGUCUACUUGGUCUUUGGAGGUCUCUCUGCUUACCUAUGGUCUUAUGAGAUGGUCUAGAUGGUCUUUGAAGGUCUCUUUGCUUAGCUACGGCCUUAUGAGACCAUCUAGAUGGCUUUUGGAGGUCACUUUCCUUACCUAUGGUCCUAUGAGACCGUCUAGAUGGCCAUUGAGGGUCCUCUUCCUUACCUAUGGUUUUAUGAGUUUGUCUAGACGGCCUUUGGGGGACCCUUUCCUUACCUAUGGUCUUAUGAAACCAUCUAGAUGGUCUUUGAGGGUCCCUUUCCUUAUCUAUGGUCUUCUGAUGGCCUGAUGAGAUCAUCUAGAUGGCAUUUGAGGGUCCCUUUCCUUACCUAUGGUCUUAUGAGAUCGUCUAGAUGGUCUUUGGAGGUCUCUUUGCUUACCUAUGGUCUUAUGAGAUCAUCUAGAGCAGGGGUCCCCAAACUAAGGCCCAUGGGCUGGAUGCGGCCCCCCAAGAUCAUUGACCUGGCCUCUAUCCUAAAUGUCAGACUUAGGGUUGACCUAAGUCUGAAAUGACUUGAAGGCACACAACAACAACAAUCCUAAUUUUGGAGUAUUUCAUCAGCCCCCUAAGAGUCUGAGGGACUGUGAAUUGGCCCUCCACUUAAAAAGUUUGAGGACCCCUGCUGUAGACUAUGGCCCCUUCCAGACAGCUGAAUAAAAUCCCACAUUUUCUGUUUAUUGUGGGAUUUUCUGCCUUGAUAUUCUGGGUGAUAUGGCUGUGUGGAAGGGCCCUGAGUUCUGGAGAGGUCCCACAUUAUCUUCUGUUUGAAGGAGAACAGCUCAAACUGCAUCAGGUUGAGUUCCACCUCCAAAUUUCGCUCUCCAGAUUGUCCUCCAAGUCUCCAAAUCGCUGCUCCCGUUUCCGCUUCCCUUUGGCCCUCUUCUCGUAAGGAUCAACUCAAGUCUGGCCCUGGUCCAUAGCCUUCUAGCCAAGGGCUGCAUAGGAAUGUGUUUUAUUGCAUUGCCAUUUUGGAGACAAGAUAAAGAAUUCCUUCAUCAU